CCGGGGUAUGGCCGUGAGUGUAGCACCGCGCUAGCCACGCGGUGGUGCGAGUGCAACCCUGAAAAUGGCUAAAUUGUCAGACGCAGAAAACAUUGAAUUAUAUCUGGCAACGGCGUGGACAGACAGAAUUGAGAUCAUCCUUCACAACUUUGCUGACGCUGUACGAUGGAUGACUAGCGGGAUUUAUAUUGUUACUGUGCGAUCUGUAUUUAUCGAUCUUCAAGACUUUAUACAGGCAAUCUAUGUUCACUGACAGCAUUAAUAUUAACAGGGCCAAUGACUAAUUCUUCUGUGUCUCAAUUUAUCUAUAAUGAAAACCUAUACUAGUUGCAAAAGGUUUAUCGAUGUCUCUAUUGGGAGCAGAUUCGAAGCAAAUUAUUUGAGUAUUUCUGAGACAACUUCUUCAGUUGUCCUUGAAUCUUUGGAUGUAGCCUCUAGGUCAUUGUGGUAGAUAAGCCUUGUAAAUCACUUGACAUUGUUGAUUUGUAACUAUUUGAUGUGGCGUAAUAACCUCUUGAUUUUCAAGUCACUGUGUAAGUGUGAACUGUUCAGACACGAAAUGUCCAAAUAUUCUUCUUUGCCAGAUCUGGUUUACAUUACAAUUGCAACGAGCAUGAGUAAAUUUGGCAAAUCUUAUUAUUUCUAACCAAAAAUAAUUCACCGUGUAACAAAGAACUAUUUUUAAUCACUUUAAGGACAAGUAUGCGGCCGCUGACACAUAUAUUGGUUUGGAUUUGGGCUCCAGUUUUGACUUGGACCUUGGGUUUGUGGAUUUAAUUUUGGCUGGGACACGCGGUAUAUCUGGCUUCAACGCAGCUGUGGUGCUCACAGAUUGAGUGGUAGUAAGAGUCGAGUCUUUCGACCAGGUUUUUUUCAAUCUGUUCAACAUUUUUAUAGUGUUUAUAUUGUACAGCUAUUCCACUGGAUUUAUAGUACUCCACAAUGGGCCAUGACUCAUUGGCUUUAUAGUACUACACUAUGGGUCAUGACUCACGGUAGUUGGGUUGGUGUGCUCUUCGAAUAAUUUCUGUAAGCAGUGAAAUGAGUCAUUUAGGUUGAUGUGCCUUUUC
Messenger RNA from Yamadazyma tenuis ATCC 10573, 1070 nucleotides. The record is from RefSeq and is a predicted model, not a curated record. NCBI's taxonomy places the organism in Eukaryota, Fungi, Ascomycota, Pichiomycetes, Serinales, Debaryomycetaceae.